Molecule: messenger RNA, 3525 nt
Organism: Colletotrichum abscissum
Lineage: Eukaryota; Fungi; Ascomycota; Sordariomycetes; Glomerellales; Glomerellaceae
Product: HECT-domain-containing protein
Exons: 3
Coding region: 1-3525 (1174 amino acids)
Biological process (GO): protein polyubiquitination; ubiquitin-dependent protein catabolic process
Molecular function (GO): protein binding; ubiquitin protein ligase activity
Source: RefSeq, a predicted model, not a curated record
AUGUUUCCCACCUUCACGGGCAACUCCCGACGCCCCCGGAAUGUGAACCUCAGUGGCCAGAGCCUCAAUCCCUUUGCCGCAACAUCAUGGACGCCUGCCGCAGGCUCAGGAGCCUCUAAGACCGUUUCUAAUGCCCAAGCCGAACGGGCACAGAGACAGCAGGACCGAGACAGGCUGAAAGCCUCCGAGAAGAUUCAGAAAACAUGGAGGGGUCACAGGGUUAGGAGGCGGCUUCGAGACUCUCGCCGGGACGCCUUUGAUACUCUGUACUCGAGUACCUCGGACCUUGGUACACAGCAGAGACUAGCGACGGCGUUGCCACUGCUGUUGACAACCUUCCAGACCCGACCCGACGAUGUUGAACGCUUGGUGCUCUUUGCGAGAGAACUAAACACGACCAACCUCGAGUGCCUUGCCCCUAGCCACCUUCCUGCACCCAGGCUGGCACGUCUUGUUCGGAUACUUGUGGAUGCUCUAGGCGAACAAACAAAGAAAUCCAGUCAAAACAACGAGAUCCGACUCUUUCUCAGCCUCCUAACACACAUCAUAAGUGUUGCCCCCGAUUCGCUUUCUAAAUCAUUCCGACAGUACUAUAUAGCCCUGGCAGAGAUAUGUGGAGUACCGGAGAUGGAUACAGCAGCUUUAGAGUCGACUUCGAAAGCUCUCCUCGUGCCGCUCCAAGCUGCAUCCACUGAUGAGUAUCUGGUGGCCGCUUACGAGGCAUUUGCGCUGUCCUUCUUGACUCGUCAUGACCUGUAUCUUGUCGAAGAGCACUCGAAAGUCAUUUCCGAAAAUCUCGAAUCCGAUCGACUCGCCUCAGCCAUCAAAAGAAUAUAUAGUGACGGACGGAUACGCGGUGUUGAAAGGGACGCCCAACUUUGGCUUCUUGCACAUUUCGUUGGCUUAUACCAAAGGGCUGGACCGAAGAGCCAGGGGCUUAAGCACCUAGACACAUUGCAUAUUCAGCUUUCGAGCUUGUCCACAGAAAUCAGCUUGCGACUAUCUGUUCGAGUAGCCGAUCCGGCCUCGAUGAAUGUGGAUUCUAGCAACCCGGAUGAGUCGUUGAUCCGCCCACUGCCUGCAUACAUCACCAAUCAGCUCACAUCUCUGGUCAACCGAGAUGGAAUUUCGGCGCUUUUGGCCGAGCUCACUACUAAUUUUGGCUCUCAAUCCUCAAGUCAUGAGUUCCAAAGCGCAAGCUUGCUGUCCGGGUACAUUCUCACUCUUCUCCGUUGUUUUCCAAGCCAGGGCGAUGAUAUCCGUAUGCGCCUCUUCCUAGGAGAUGUUAGCACGGGCUUGGGGACUUUGCCGACAAUCCAGUUUCUUUGGCAGGCUAUGAGCCAGACCACCAUUCACAAGCAGAUUUUGCAAAACUCGGCAUCGGUACAAGUCCUGCUGCGCGACUACUUGUCAAAAUCGUCAAAGUCAAGUGACUCGCAUGAGCAAGAAUGGAGACUUGUCCUUCUUUUCCUCGAGCUCUACAUCUUUAUUCUUCGCUUGAGCGACGACGAAGACUUUUUCAGCGGUAUCUUCCCUGACAUAAUCAAAACUGAGGGGCCAACGUCUCGUCUACGAGCAUGCGGACUUUCUCUCAGCGAAGUGAAGAAUUUGACCAUUGUGCUCAAGCACUUAGCUUUCACGCUACAUUACAAUGCCGCGGACAUUUUGCAAGGCAUUCAACAUUCCGAGCCGAUCUCGAUGACACAACUUGAGUCGUAUUUUGGAAGCGGCAGUAGUAAUACCGCUAAAACCUCGAAGGAGGCCCGAAGCCAAGACUCCAGAACCAAUGCGGCUGAUACGAGACUUGACCUUGGUAGCCUGCGUAGCAUCGUAACUACGGCACUACGACUUUUGUACGAACGAGAUUCUCGACGGCCAUUUUUGCCCCGAGACCACUGGCUCAUGACAUCGAAAUUUGAUAUGGAGGGGUUUGUCAGUGCUGUUGUCGCUGAACAAGAACGACAGAACGAAGUCUCCGAUUCUAGUGACGACGAAGACGGCGAGGUUGACGAAGACGCGAAUAUGGGCGGGCUGCACAGCGGUAUUAUUCACACCGUAGCCGGACAGCGAGUAUCACGGCAUGCACAAAUUGAGAAGCUUCGGGCUCAACAACGCAAAGCACAGAGGGAUCGUCUACUCGCCGUGAUCGGGCCAAAAUUGGAGAUUCUGAGACACAUGCCAUUUGUCAUUCCAUUCGAUACCCGUGUCCAGAUUUUCCGCCAAUUCGUCUAUCUUGACAAACACAAGCGGAGGGAGGGCAUGGAUGCUGAUCAGUGGAGAAUGACGAUGCUGCACAAUCCUCUGCGUUCCCCCGGACGCAGUCCAGCUGGGCGACAUCAUGGCAAAAUCAGAAGAGGCCAGGUGUUUAAGGAUGCCUUUGAGCAAUUCUAUGAGCUUGGCGAAGGCCUCAAAGAACCUAUACAGAUCCAGUUUGUCGACCAAUUCGAUACGGUCGAAGCUGGCAUCGAUGGUGGCGGAGUUACUAAAGAGUUCCUCACAAGCGUCACGACAGAAGCGUUCGGGCCAAGGGAUGGCAUUUCGCUUUUCACGGCCAACAGCAAGGGGCUCUUGUACCCCAACCCGACUGCAAUGGACGAGCUCAGGCAGGUGUUGAAACGAGCUGGAGUUCCAGAACGCUCAGCCGAAUGGCAAGACCAAGUCCAGAGUCUACUCCGCCAGUUCGAGUUCCUCGGCCGGAUUGUAGGCAAGUGCAUGUACGAAGGGAUUCUGGUUGACAUUGCGUUUGCUGGCUUCUUCCUCCUGAAAUGGAUCUCGGGCCAGACCGGAGAGAACAGCUACAGGGGCAAUGUGAACGACCUCAGGGACCUGGAUGAGGAGUUGUACCAGGGCAUGUUGCGCCUCAAGAACCAUCACGGGAAUGUUGCGGAUUGGGCAUUGGACUUCACGCUUAAUGAUCAGGUGUCUUUGCCAGGGGAACCUGUUCGCACUGUCACGCGGAAUCUGAUUCCAAAUGGUGAGAAUGUUACCGUUACCAACGAUAACCGCCUCCUCUACAUUUCCUACGUUGCUCGUCAUCGCCUCGUUGCCCAAUCCGCACAGCAAACGGCCGCUUUCCUUCGAGGUCUUCGGUCGAUCAUUGCCCCUGCGUGGCUUUCAAUGUUCAAUCAAAACGAGUUGCAGCGUCUCGUGGGAGGCGACAGCUCCGAAAUCGACAUUGAAGAUCUGCGUCAGAACACGGUCUACUCAGGAUUGUAUGAGAUUGGGGACGACGGACUGGAGCACCCCACGGUUCAGCUGUUCUGGAAAGUCAUGGCCAGCUUCUCCGACCGGGAGCGGCGCGACGUGCUUAAGUACGUUACGAGUACGCCACGAGCACCUUUGCUAGGCUUCUCGCAGCUCAGCCCGCGGUUCAGUAUCAGGGAUGGAGGGGAGGAUCAGGAGAGACUGCCCAGUACCAGCACCUGUGUCAACUUACUGAAGUUGCCGCGCUACAAGAACCAGGAGACUCUCAGACAGAAGCUGCUCUAUGCGGUUUCCUCGGGAGCUGGCUUCGAUCUCAGCUGA